AUGUGUAUUCGAAUCAUAGGAGCUAGUAAUCGCCAAUAUGCUCAUAUCGGUGACGUUAUUGUUGCUGUAAUCAAAGAAGCAGUGCCCAAUAUGCCUCUAGAGAGAUCAGAAAUAAUCAGAGCUGUAAUUGUACGUACAUGUAAAGAACUCAAACGUGACAACGGUAUGAUAAUACGAUAUGAUGACAAUGCAGCAGUUGUCAUUGAUCAAGAAGGAAAUCCAAAAGGAACUCGAGUCUUUGGUGCGAUUGCUCGGGAGUUGAGACGGUUGAAUUUUACUAAAAUAGUUUCAUUAGCUUCUGAGGUAUUAUAA
Telopea speciosissima is the source of this 312-nucleotide messenger RNA. Its product is annotated as 50S ribosomal protein L14, chloroplastic. NCBI's taxonomy places the organism in Eukaryota, Viridiplantae, Streptophyta, Magnoliopsida, Proteales, Proteaceae. Gene Ontology annotation, cellular component: ribosome; cytosolic large ribosomal subunit. The coding region runs from base 1 to 312 and encodes 103 amino acids. The transcript has a single exon. The record is from RefSeq and is a predicted model, not a curated record. Gene Ontology annotation, biological process: translation. Gene Ontology annotation, molecular function: large ribosomal subunit rRNA binding; structural constituent of ribosome.